AUGCUUAUUUUCUUAGACCCUCCGUCAAACAUUGUUGCCUACAACACAAGUUCGUCAUCCAUUAAUGUUACAUGGGACUCGACUUUUUCUGGUAAGCCACCGGACGAUAACUUUACCGGCUACAGAGUGAGUUACAGAGAACACAGUUUGGACCAGGAGGUUAAUUACGUUCUGUGUUCAUCAGCGGAUUUUUACACAACAGAAUUGACCAGUUUGUAUGUGUUUACGAACUAUUGCAUCGGGAUUGCUUCAUUUACUGAAAGAAAAGUUAGUAGCACAAGCCAAUGUCUCUUCAUAACAACAGAGGAAGCAGGUAAGACGAACAUUAAUCCCUGUUGGAUGUUUACUGAGAGAAUACUGCGAACUGGACGUAUUUGUCAAAGCUAUAAAGUAUGCAGCGAUCGGUUACAUAUACAUUUCACAAUUUGGCCCAACCGAAACCUAAAUGUAAUAAGCAAAUUCAAAACUAAUGAUCGAUAUAGCGAAAGACUAUGAAAGCUGUCGAGUUCUACAGAACGUUUCGUUCUUAUAUAAACUAUAUUUUUAACAAGUCAGAGAGCUUUCUGAUCCCUGCUUAUGUUAAUUUCCUAAGCUUGCACACAGUUUAUUCAAUCCGAACGUCUCUAAGGACGCUAAGUAUUUUGCACUAGAAACGCUACUUCAUUGGUGGAUCUCAGUGUUUUCAAGAGAGAAUGAGCUAAGANGAAAGACUAUGAAAGCUGUCGAGUUCUACAGAACGUUUCGUUCUUAUAUAAACUAUAUUUUUAACAAGUCAGAGAGCUUUCUGAUCCCUGCUUAUGUUAAUUUCCUAAGCUUGCACACAGUUUAUUCAAUCCGAACGUCUCUAAGGACGCUAAGUAUUUUGCACUAGAAACGCUACUUCAUUGGUGGAUCUCAGUGUUUUCAAGAGAGAAUGAGCUAAGAGAGCGAAUCUCUGAGCCCAAUUAUAAUUAUAUAUCUAUGACUGUUGUUUCCGUAACCACGCCGCCUACUUUGCCACAGUUCAUUCUUUGUUGGCGUUUUUCUAUAGUUAAUUGGCCCUUUUGUUAAACGAAUACUGCCCAGUCCACUCAACAAACAAAUGAUUAGCGAAUUGUUCGAAUGAAAGAAACCUUUAAAAAGUUAAUCUCUAAAUAAAAGGAUUUUUCUUUUAAAGGGAACAGCUGACUUAUGUACUUAAUGCCCUCUGACCUUGUCUGAUCCAUCGAGAUCUAGUUCUUCUUACAGAGUUGUUAUUCUGUCUGUAAGUGAAAACAGUUUAUCCCGUUUUACGGUACUGCGUUAUGUUUUAUUUACUUAGUUCCGACUGCACCUCCCCAGAAUUUUUCCAUCUUUUUUACAAGCUCCACCACCAUAGGCGUCGCUUGGGAUCGAUUGCCAUCGGAACACAGACGAGGAGUUAUCCUUGGAUAUAAAAUAUUUUACGAAAGAAAUGCCCGUCCUCAUCGCGUAUCUCGUAGCAUUGAAAGUGGAGAGCAAAUUGCAGAGGCGAACUCAGUUAGAUUGGAUAUCGUAGGUUUAGAGAAAUUUACCAACUAUUGCGUUUGGGGUGUGGCGUUCAACAGAAUGGGAAUCGGUAACGAAACGCAAGUUCUUUGCAUAAGCACAGAUGAAGACGGUAGGAAACAAACUUUCCUUGUUAGUAAUAGAAAAUAUCUGAAGCGAUCAAAAUUGUUUUCCCAUUAUUUUAGAAAUCAUUAGAACCUAUUACUCUUGCUUUGUUGUGUCACAUUUUAUCUCAAUAGAUAACCUCGACUGGCUUCAUACAGAACAAGAGUAAUAUCCUGUCUUAAUAGAAAUAACUAUUUCCUAAGUUUCUCGUAACAUUCUUUGUAGUUCCUCUUGACUCUCCCUUAAACAUAUCGGCUAACAGUACAAGCUCCAGCACUAUCUACGUUCAGUGGGACACUAUUCCCGCGGAAUUUAUCCCUGGAAUACUUCUAGGCUUCAGAGUAUAUUACGGAAAAGCUGUUGAGCCCUUGUCGCAAUACAACAACGUGACGGUAGGAACUGAUCAGUUGAGUGUUGAUCUACUGAACCUUGAUGCGUCUACGAAGUACUGUAUACAACUGGCUGGUUUUACAAGAAUUGGAGAUGGUAACAGAACUACUUGCUUCUAUGUGACAACCGCGGAAAAAAGCGGUAAGUUGUGGUAUAAUUAUGUUAAUUUAUUACGCAUGACAUGAUACGAAUGUUUCAGUGGAGGGCAGCAUUUGGAGUGACAAUGAGGGGAACAAUGAUUAUGAAGACGACCACGACGAUGCCGUGAUGACGUCAUUGAAGCCGUAAAUGAUAAUUAUAAGUUGGUCGAACUGAAGGAAAAUGAAUGAUGAAGGAGAUGCAUAUAAUAGAAAGACAGUUUACUUUACGGUGUCCCUUUUUACACCGGUGUUUUGAAUAUGAGGGUCUCAGGGCUUAGUCACGCGUUCAUCAGGUCCCCCAGUCCCCCAAGAAUGUAGGGAUGUAACGAUUCAUAUUCCUUGCGGUUCGAUUCGAUUUCGAUUAUUUCGAUUCGAUUAUGUAAAUGUUUCUUAAUUCUUAUAACAUAACGCGUAAUGUAAACAACAUGCAGAGACAGGAGGAUUCACAGUCGCUUGGUUCGUCGCCAUGUUUGAGAACCUGACAAAGAGCGUGUCGCACGUAGUUUGCCUUAUUUGGAAAUUCUCAAGGGGUGGUUGAAGGACAGCAUUUUUACCAGGCAACACAAAAUGGCGCACGAAAUGCUAUCGUCUUUGCUCGUCAAUCAUAAACGCACAAUUUAAGCGUUCUGGAUUCCGAUUUUACAAUAUAAUAACUCACUAAGGGCACCCUGGAAAAGAUGUACAAAAAUCGAACCAAAAUCGAAACUUGGAAGCAAAGAAUCGUGAAUCGAACCGAACGGUCAUAAGGGAGGUGAGGGGUAAGCCGUUAGCUUGUGAUUUACAUUUGCAACUAUGAUGGGUAAGCCAGAGAUUAUUUUGAGGAUCUAAGAGAGGCCACUGGAGAUAGUCGUUUUUGGAUUUAGGACAGCGAGGAAGAGGAGUUACCAACUAGUAUUAAUCACUUUAGCCUGAAUAUUGGAAAAUACUAAGGGAUUAGUUGAGAGGCGAUUUUAACGCCUGAUACUCAGGCCAUCAUAAAUUUAUGAUUUAUUUCUACUCACUUUCAUUAAUAAAAUACUUACUUUCCUUUUCUUAGUUCGCAUCAGCAUUCCACAACUACUUAUAGAAAUGUACUACAGUCCAACUGCUGUUAAAGUGACGUGGGAAAUUCUUGAUAACAAUAGGACCAUCAGCGGAUAUAAACUUCAUAUUGUAGAAACUGGAAGUUCGCGUGAACCGCCUUUGGCCCCAUUCGAGAAAAUAAUAAAGAUACAAAAUGCCUCUCAGACGUCUUUAGUAAUUUCCAACCUUUCCAUAUUCUCAAGAUAUCAGAUUCGCAUGGCAGCCUACAGUUACAAAGAAGUGGGAGAUUUCAGUUUUCCUGUUAUUGCUGGU
Messenger RNA from Porites evermanni, 3476 nucleotides. NCBI's taxonomy places the organism in Eukaryota, Metazoa, Cnidaria, Anthozoa, Scleractinia, Poritidae. The record is from the annotation of a GenBank genome assembly.